This is a messenger RNA of Pediculus humanus corporis (human body louse), 975 nucleotides long. RefSeq names its product aldose reductase, putative. Gene Ontology annotation, molecular function: aldose reductase (NADPH) activity. The transcript has 6 exons. Lineage: Eukaryota; Metazoa; Arthropoda; Insecta; Psocodea; Pediculidae. The record is from RefSeq and is a predicted model, not a curated record. The coding region runs from base 1 to 975 and encodes 324 amino acids. Gene Ontology annotation, cellular component: cytosol.
AUGGCAUUGAAUGCUAUUAUUUUACCAAGCAAACAAUCAAUGCCAGUCUUAGGAUUAGGCACAUGGCAGGCAAAACCGGAAAUUGUAGAACAAGCCGUUGGUUGGGCUUUUUCAAUCGGCUACCGUUUAAUUGAUACGGCUUAUAAUUAUGGAAAUGAAAAAGCAAUUGGAAAUGCCAUAACAGAAUGGAUAAAACAGGGUGGAAAACGUGAAGAACUUUUUAUAACAACCAAAUUGCCAAAUUUUGGAAAUAGACCAUCCGAAGUGGAAAAAUAUUUAACUGAAUCCCUUCGAAAUCUCAAAUUAGAUUACGUUGAUUUAUAUUUAGUUCAUCAUCCCUUUGGAUUUUUUUAUCCUCCCUCUGGAACGGAUCCACCUGCGUUAGAUGAAGAAACGGAUCAUUUGGCUGUUUGGAAAGAAAUGGAAAAGGCUGUUCGUUCUGGACUAGCUAAAAAUAUCGGUUUAUCUAAUUUCAAUAAGGCACAAGUUGAAAAAAUAGUUUCGAAUGCUGAGAUUUUACCAGCCAAUCUCCAAGUGGAAUUACACGCUUUUCUCCAGCAACCCGAUUUAGUAGACACGUGUAAAAAAUUAGGGAUAUCCGUGACGGCUUAUGCCCCUCUGGGAUCACCAGCUGCCAAAGAUCACUUUAAAGCCAAGUACGAUUUUAAACCUAACGAAGUACCUGAUCCUCUCAACGAACCAAAAGUAUUGUCAAUCGCUACAAAAUUAAAUAAAACUCCAGCUCAAAUUUUACUUAGAUUUCUUAUUCAAAAAGGAAUUGCUGUCGUGCCUAAAAGUUCAUCGAAAGAUCGGAUAAAAGAAAAUUUCGAAGCUUUGAAUUUUGAAUUAAGCGAAGACAAUAUGUCGGAUUUAAGUUCUUUGGAUCGCGGUGAAAAUGGAAGAUUAUUUAAUUUUUUGUUUUACAAAGGAGUCGAAAAACAUCCCGAAUAUCCAUUCGAAUUGAAAACGAAUUAA